GAAGAGAUGAAUAUUUGGAAGGGAGACACUCAAAUUCUAUGGUAAGCGCGUAGGGUCACAUAUCUCAAGCCUCUUCUAGCCUAUGACGAGAGAGCGUCUUCACAACUCGUCAACAAAUUUUUUUUAAUUUCAUUCUGUUUAGCUGAAAAUUACAUCCUGACGAAGGCGAAGAAGAAGAAAAAAGGUGACAUCUUUUCAGUGGCGACCUCUCUCUGCCCUCGCUCUAUUGUGAUUUGCAGAUAAGGUGUUUGUCUUUUAUUUGAUGGUAGCGAAUAGCAAUUGAGAAGAUAUAGCUUUACAAGCUCUGGAGAGGGAGAGAAAAAGACAAGAUUUUGAAGUGAAGAAUAGGGAGGUGUGUUUACAGAAAGAGAGGGGGAAAUGGGCGGUUCCAAGACGGAAGGGACUUCGGCCCCGGCGAUUCGCCGAGACCCGUAUGAAGUUUUGAGCGUGACUAGAGAUUCAUCCGACCAGGAGAUUAAAACUGCUUAUAGAAAGCUUGCUCUCAAGUAUCAUCCCGACAAGAAUGCUAAUAAUCCUGAAGCUUCAGAACUUUUCAAGGAGGUUGCAUUUUCUUACAGCAUUUUAUCCGAUCCAGAAAAAAGAAGACAGUAUGAUAAUGCAGGUUUUGAGGCUCUUGAUGCUGAGAGCAUGGAUAUGGAAAUUGAUCUAUCUAACCUUGGAACAGUCAAUACAAUGUUUGCUGCACUAUUCAGCAAGUUGGGUGUCCCCAUCAAGACUACUAUUUCUGCCAAUGUUCUUGAAGAAGCUCUGAAUGGAACUGUUACAGUCAGACCUCUUCCAAUUGGAACAUCAGUUAGCGGAAAGGUGGAAAAGCAAUGUGCCCAUUUCUUUGGCGUAACUAUCAAUGACGAACAAGCCGAGACAGGGAUUGUAGUUAGAGUUACUUCAGCUGCACAAAGCAAAUUUAAGCUACUAUAUUUUGAGCAAGAUACAAAUGGUGGAUAUGGUUUGGCUUUACAGGAAGAUAGUGAGAAGAGUGGAAAGGUGACAUCUGCGGGGAUGUAUUUCUUACAUUUUCAAGUGUACAGAAUGGAUUCAACUGUGAAUGCAUUAGCAAUGGCGAAGGACCCUGAAGCUGCUUUCUUUAAAAGGUUGGAAGGCCUUCAACCUUGUGAGGUCUCAGAGCUAAAAGCUGGCACUCACAUAUUUGCUGUUUAUGGAGAUAACUUCUUCAAAACUGCUAGUUAUACUAUCGAGGCUCUUUGUACAAAGUCAUAUGAGGAUACAACUCAUAAGCUUAAGGAGAUUGAGGCUCAGAUUUUGAGGAAGAGAACUGAGCUACGCCAAUUUGAAACAGAAUACAGAAAGGCAUUGACACGCUUUCAAGAAGUAACCAACAGAUACAGCCAGGAAAAGCAAUCUGUUGAUGAGAUGCUGAAACAGCGAGACAGUAUCCACUCCUCAUUCACCGUAGGCAGGUCAGUCAUCAUCAGUAGUGGCAGUGGUACUCACGUAGGUAAUGGCAGUAGUAGUAGCAAAGUUCCUAGUGAAGAUUUCAAGGCCGAGAGCCCGGGGGAAGAGGGAAGCUCAGAUGGGAAGGAUAAAUCAUCCAAGAAGAAAUGGUUCAAUCUUAAUAAAAAGUUUGGUUGAAAAGCGGUGGUUAGAUGCUCUUACAUUCUUAAAUCAUCUCUAUGUGGGUUUGAAUUCACUCCUUGCACUCGAAAACACUUUGGGCCACUGCUGUACCGCGUGUGGAAGGCUCACCUUGUGUUUCUUUCUUUUUCGAUUUUUUUUCGUUCCCUUCUGGGUUCAGCCAAGGGUGUUGUUCUUUACUUGCUUGUGAUGAUCCAUUUCUGCAAGAAAUUGCAGAAUAUAAAGGUUAAUGUAUCUAUAUUAUUUUUCUUAGUUAUUUAUUGAGAUGAAUUCAUCAUCAGCCUCCAAGCUCAUAUAGCUAGAACAGAGCUGCUGAAACUGUAAUAUUUGAUUUGUUCAUUGGGUUUUGUUGUAAGAAAGAAUUCCCCAUUUUCUUUUCCGAUUCGAACAUCUUGAAGUAUAAUUAUCAUCCUUGUUUUAUUUCCA
This is a messenger RNA of Cornus florida, 2040 nucleotides long. Its product is annotated as chaperone protein dnaJ 15. The transcript is spliced from 12 exons. The coding region runs from base 379 to 1611 and encodes 410 amino acids. Lineage: Eukaryota; Viridiplantae; Streptophyta; Magnoliopsida; Cornales; Cornaceae. The record is from RefSeq and is a predicted model, not a curated record.